UUCAUUAUAUCAUACAACACAGUAGUUGAUGAUGAGGAGCCCCACAUUGGUUAAGAUAAUUUUUCUUUUGGUGUUUGUUGGGUGGCUCAUGGUUUGGAUCUUGUUACCCACAAAGGUUUACCGGAACACAUGGACACCCCAACUCAAACAAAAAUUAAACUCCACAUACUUUAGAGAGCAAGGCACAAAUCUCUUGCUUUUCACAUUCCCCGUUGUCUUCAUGGGGGCUCUGGGUUGUAUUUAUCUCCAUCUUCACCUCAAAAAACCUGAAAACCUAUCUUCUUCCCAAAGCAGAGGAAGGUUACGUUUGUUGAGAAGGCCAGUUCUUGUGAUGUCUCCAAUAGGAAUUGUGACAUCAAUGGAGCUUAUUUUUGCAGUGAUGUUUGGUGCACUCUUGAUAUGGUCCCUUUCCAAUUACCUACACACUAGCUUUGAGCACCUCCAUAUGCACAAGGAGGGUGAGAAAGUGUGGGAAGCAAAGUUCAGAAGUGUAUCUCUGAGAGUUGGAUACAUAGGAAACAUAUGUUGGGCAUUCCUAUUCUUUCCGGUCACAAGAGCAUCUUCCAUUCUUCCCCUUGUUGGAUUGACAUCAGAGUCAAGCAUCAAGUACCAUGUUUGGCUUGGACAUUUAUCCAUGCUGCUUUUUGCUCUGCACACCAUAGGUUUCUUUAUCUACUGGGCCAUCACAGAUCAAAUGAAAGAGAGCCUAGAGUGGAGCAAGACAUAUGUAUCAAAUGUAGCUGGUGUUAUUGCAAGUUCAAUUGCGUUAGCCAUGUGGGUACCAAGCUUUCCUCGGUUGAGGCGUAAAAUGUUUGAGCUUUUCUUCUACACUCACCAUCUCUACACUCUCUACAUCUUAUUUUAUGCCAUUCACGUCGGAGUUGAAUACUUGUGCAUGAUCGCUCCUGGGAUCUUCCUCUUCCUCGUUGACAGACACCUCAGAUUCUUGCAAUCUCGCCAAAAUGCACGCUUGCUAUCAGCUCGCAUUUUACCUUCUGCUGUAGUUGAGCUCAACUUCUCCAAGACUCCAGAUUUGUUGUAUAACCCCUCGAGCAUGGUGUACAUAAAUGUACCCAAAAUUUCGAAGCUGCAGUGGCACCCUUUCACUGUGAUUUCUAGUUGUAAUAUGGAGAAAGAUAUUCUAAGUGUUGCCAUUAAAACUGAGGGUAGCUGGACAAACAAACUCUAUCAGCAACUUUCUUCAUCUGCUUUGGAUCAUCUCAACGUAUCUGUUGAAGGACCCUAUGGACCAACUACUUCACAUUUUCUAAGGUACGAAGAGCUUGUGUUGGUGAGUGGUGGAAGUGGCAUCACACCCUUCAUAUCUAUAAUCCGUGAGCUCAUAUUUCAAAGCCAGCAAGAAUCUCAUGUUCCAAGAGUCCUACUUGUUUGUGCUUUCAAAAACUACGUUGAUCUAACCAUGUUAGAUCUUAUGCUUUCUGUUUUUGGCUCAUCAGACCAAAUCUCAAACCUUCGAUUUCAAAUCGAGGCCUACAUUACCAGAGAAAAAGAAGAACCUCCUAUAGAUUCACAAAAACCGAUCCAAACCAAAAGGUUUAAGCCUACCCUCUCAGACACUCCUAUAUCAGUAGUGUUAGGCCCAAACAACUGGCUAUGGCUUGGUGCUAUAAUCUCAUCAUCCUUUCUCAUGUUCCUCCUUCUCCUGGGGAUAAUCACUCGUUACUACAUAUACCCUAUUGAAAAUAAUUCAGAUGAUGUUUACCAUUGGACCUUUAAGGUUUUGUGGUUUAUGUUUCUACUUUUUGCAGUGGUGUGUGUAUGUUCUAGUGCAGUUUUUCUGUGGUGGAGGAGACAAAACACCUUGGAAAGUAAGCAAAUCAUGAAUGUAGAAGUUCCAACACCAACAACAUCACAAGGGUCAUGGAUAUAUGGGUCAGAGAGAGAGCUCGAAAGCCUUCCCCAUCAGUCUCUGGUGCAAGCAACCAAUGUGCAUUUUGGUGCAAGGCCUGAUCUCAAGAAAAUUCUGUUUGAUUGCAAAGGAAAAGAUGUUGGAGUCUUGGUGUGUGGCCCAAGGAACAUGAGACAUGAAGUUGCCAGAAUUUGUGCUUCUGGUUUGGCUGAUAAUCUUCACUUUGAAUCCAUCAGCUUUACAUGGUGAUGUAUGGUUAUGUAUAUAAUAUGUUGUAUGUACAUUUGUCAAUAAUUGUUGUAGCUUUAAUUUGUAUAACUAUUAAUGUUGGCUCAAUAUCGAUACACUUUUCUGCUAGUAAAUAAUGGAGUAUCGAUUAGCAAUGGUGUGUUAUGUGUCAGAUUUGGUAGUAGAUAAUGGAGAACAAUAUCGAUACACGUUUGUUCCUUUCUGGUGUGUUAUGUGUAAUGUAUUGAAUUGAGUGGAGGUUAGCAA
Vigna unguiculata (cowpea) is the source of this 2365-nucleotide messenger RNA. Its product is annotated as ferric reduction oxidase 4-like. NCBI's taxonomy places the organism in Eukaryota, Viridiplantae, Streptophyta, Magnoliopsida, Fabales, Fabaceae. The record is from RefSeq and is a predicted model, not a curated record. Gene Ontology annotation, cellular component: plasma membrane. Gene Ontology annotation, molecular function: ferric-chelate reductase activity.